GGCUCUCCCCAGAGUCGGGCAGACGGCGGCGGCGGCGGUGUCUCCUCACCCUCCCUCCUUCCCUUCCCUCCCGGGUCUGGCCGCCCAGCCCGACGGGUUAGCGGGAGCCAGCACCCGGCCCGCGGGUACUUUGGCCUCGGAGCGUAGGAGCCAGAACUGGGAGAGCCGGGCGGGCCGACGGGCUGGGCACCUCCCCGCGGCCCAGGGCGCGGAGUCCACCGGCCGGCUCAAAGAUAUGGCGCUGACGGUGGAUGUGGUGGGGCCAGGGCCCUGGGGCUUCCGGAUCACUGGGGGCAGGGAUUUCCACACGCCCAUCAUGGUGAGCAAGGUAACUGAGAGGGGCAAGGCUGAGGCUGCUGACCUCCGGCCUGGCGACAUUAUCCUGGCCAUCAACGGGGAGAGCGCUGAGGGCAUGCUUCAUGCUGAGGCCCAGAGCAAGAUCCGCCAUAGCCCCUCACCCCUGCGGCUGCAGCUAGACCGGUCCCGGGCUGCUUCCCCCAGGCAGACCAAUGGGGAAAGCUCUGUGGAAGUGCUGGUGACUCGCUUCCAGGGCUCCAUGAGGACACAUGCGGACAGCCAGUCCUCCCUGCGGUCUUCCUGCUCCAGCCCCGUGUCCUCCAGCCCCCAGCCAGGCAGCCCCUUCUCUACCCUGUCCCCCAGCAGCCCACAUGCCCUCCCUGGAGAGGCUGUGGUCAGCCGCAGUUUCCAGAGCCUGGCACACUCCCCAGGACCCACUGCUGCUGACCGCUUCUCCUACGGGGGCCGCCCUGGAAGCCGCCAG
Molecule: messenger RNA, 781 nt
Organism: Leptonychotes weddellii (Weddell seal)
Lineage: Eukaryota; Metazoa; Chordata; Mammalia; Carnivora; Phocidae
Source: RefSeq, a predicted model, not a curated record